AUGUCUGACUUUAACGAGUCAUUCAAUGCUUUGUGUCUUGCCGUUCCUAGAAUACGCCAGGUUUUAAUAAAUAUUGGGUUUGGUAGAUGGGCAAGAGCUCAUUGUCCCGGCAAUCGAUACCACUAUAUGACAUCUAAUAGUGCGGAGUCUAUUAACUCUUUGUCUAGAUUCUCGCGUAAGAUGCCGAUAACGCAACUUAUCGAAUUCUUCCGCGAGUCUGUACAAAAAUGGUUUUAUGACCGUCGACUGCAGGGCAUGCAGGAGAGCCAUUCAAUGACUCAGUGGGCACAAAAGAAAAUUUUAAAGAAAAUUGAAGGGUCUAGAACCUGGACUGUUGCAGGCAUCCGGGUAAACAGUUUUGUUAUUGAAGACGGUGGGAAAAGGGGUGUAGUUGAUUUUUUGAAUCGUUCGUGCAGCUGCCGUGUCUGGCAAGUUUCUGGUCUACCUUGUGGGCAUGUGAUUGCUGUUUCAAGAUUUUUGGGUGAACCUAACUGCAGUCAUUAUGCAUUCUCGUGUUAUUCAAACGAAGUAUACAAAAAAACGUAUGAAGAAUCGAUUAAUCCUCAGCCUCAUAAGUCUGAAUGGGUGAUACCAGAAGGCCUUGGCAGUGUAUUACCCCCGCAUAUUACAAAACGUCAAUCUGGUCGUCCAAAAGAAAACACCCGAAUCUUGUCUCGUGGGGAAGAACCCGUUCAGGUAUAUUGUUCGCGGUGUCGAACAUACGGCCAUGUUCGUGACGUUUGUUUAGAUCCAAUGCCAUCACAGAUUCAUUCACGUAAAUCAUCAGGCAAAGGAAAAGGGAAAGAGAUAGAAACCCAGAGUCCUACGGAUGACAUUUGUCCAUCUUAUAAUUUAGCAGAAUUUUAA
Molecule: messenger RNA, 867 nt
Organism: Helianthus annuus (common sunflower)
Lineage: Eukaryota; Viridiplantae; Streptophyta; Magnoliopsida; Asterales; Asteraceae
Exons: 1
Coding region: 1-867 (288 amino acids)
Molecular function (GO): zinc ion binding
Source: RefSeq, a predicted model, not a curated record